GGGAACAGAGACAAGGGGUUCGAUUUGGGGCCUGCAGAAUUUUGUUUCUAAGGGAUGGCCAGGCAGAGAGACCAAGUGAGCCUUUGGUUCGGGGGAAUCUCAGGCUUAGGUGUGUGAUUAGGACAGCAUUCAGCACCCUGUAGACAGCAUCUGGAGUUUGGGAAAGGUUGGGGUCUCCCAACAGGAUUGUGGUGGGGACAAGAUGCGUGGGUUGUGGUUUGUCCUUGUGUGUUUCUGUGUCUGGGUGCCUCUGUGCUGUCUGCUUGUGUAAAUGUGUGUGUAUGCCUGCCUCUCGGCCAUGAGUUCCCGCAUCUCCUGUGAGAGCCUUCAGGUCAGCUGAGAGCUGGGUUGUGUUUGUUUGUGGUUUGACCCUGGGGGGUGGGGGCUGGUGCCAAGCCUGAGAAACUGUUUGCUGAGAAGCCCCCGGAAACACCUGUGCGUCCUCCUUCCCUGGGACCGUUGUUGUUGGAGGGUUGGCAAGUCGGGGAGCUUCUCUUGCUGCUCAUGUGCCUGUGGGGAGAGGCUGUCCCUGGGAUGAAUUUCAUCUAGCAAGUUGGUUGACGGCAUACUGCCUGGGUCUGGGAUCCACAGACUUUGUGGAAGGCUAGGCAAACGGGGAUACGGGUGUUUAGAAAGGACACCUGAGUAGGGGAGAUCGCCAGCCUUCUGGUUGGUUUUUCCUGUUCACACUCAUUUCCUGUGAUGGCAGUGGGGGAGGGGCUCCCCAGCACUGGGGCCUCUGCAUCGUUUCCCCUUCCUCCUGGUGAGAGGCACAGAGAGACAAGGUAGCUGGGCUCAGCCCUAAGGGCCGAGUCCUUUGGGGAUUCCCAAGCAGUGGAAGGGGUUGUUAUUUGCUGCAGCAUUUAAGGGAAGGAGCCCCAAGUGCCCCCCACUCAGUUGAGGCCAGCCAAGCUGUGGGAAUCUCUGGUUGCACUCCUGUGGAGGGCUGAGACCCUUAAAGGGGAGACACAGCGAGCAGUGUAUCCUGGGGUGCUCCAAGUCACCCAGCUACGGACGGGAGAGCGUCGUCUUGGCCGGUCAGUUUUACUAGAAGAGGGUUUUUUUUUUUUUAAGGGGAGAAAAGAAUUUCCCUAGGAAGUUAUUUCAAACAAACAGGGUUAGAUAUUGGAGUGGAAGGCAAGAUGAAGGUGAAUUUUGAAGAUCAAAUAGGAGAUGCUAAAGAGACACAGAGCCCAGGUGGCUCUGGCCCCAGUCAGGCCUGGAGACCGGGGACUUCUCUUGUGGGCGGGGGUUUCUAAGGGAGAGUCCGAGCAGCUCCAUCACAGGGAAGUUGGACGCUGGAAAUCGGGGCUGGUGUCAAAGCCACGCUGUUCCCUGAGUCCUGGUCAGCCUGACCGCUAACGAGGGCCCGUGGCUGGGGUGUGCGGGUGGCGUGUCUGUGGGUGUGCUAGGGGCAGGAGGAGGAGGAGGAAGAGCCACUGUACGAGGGCCGUGCAGGCUGUCGGCGUGCGCCCAGCCUCACACACACAAAGGCACACAGAUGCAGCUGUGUGAAUCACCCAGCCAGUGAGUCAGCCCCAGGAUUCCUGCCGGGGAAUGAGCGUGGCCAGGCUGAGGCUGUCUGUGCCCAGACCCCAGAGUACCCCUCACCACCAUGACUGGGCUGCUGAAGAGGAAGUUCGACCAGCUGGAUGAGGACUCCUCCUCACUCUGCUCGUCCUCCUCCUCUUUGUCCUCCUCGGGCCGCCACUCUCCCUCCUGCUCCCCGAGCUCUUCGGCCUCCCCGUCUUGGGACUCGGAUGAGGAAGGCCCCUGGGAUCAGAUGCCCUUGCCUGACCGCAACUUCUGUGGCCCCCGAAGUUUCACCCCCCUGUCCAUCCUGAAGCGGGCCCCCCGGAAGCGCCCAGGCCGGGUAGCCUUCGAUGGCAUCACUGUCUUCUACUUCCCUCGGUGCCAGGGCUUCACCAGUGUGCCCAGCCGCGGCGGCUGCACCCUGGGUAUGGCCUCCCGCCACAGUGCCUACCGCCGCUUCUCCCUGGCCGAGUUUACGCAGGAGCAAGCCCGGGCACGGCAAGAGAAGCUGCGCCUACGCUUGAAGGAGGAGAAGCUGGAGGCGCUGAGAUGGAAGCUUUCGGAGGCCGGGAUACCCAAGACGGAGGCCAGCCUGCCGCUUACAGUGGACACCAUAGAUGAUGCCUCUGUGGAGGAGGAUUUGGCAGUGGCCGUGGCAGGUGGCCAGUUGGAGGAAAUGACCUUCCUCCAGCCCUACCCAGCCCGGAAGCGGCGGGCUCUGCUGCGGGCCUCGGGCGUGCGGAGGAUCGAUCGUGAGGAGAAGCGAGAGCUGCAGGCCCUGCGCCAGUCCCGGGAGGACUGUGGCUGUCGCUGUGACAGGGUCUGUGACCCUGAGACCUGCAGCUGUAGCCUGGCGGGCAUCAAGUGCCAGAUGGACCACACAGCGUUCCCCUGUGGUUGCUGCAGAGAGGGCUGUGAGAACCCUAAGGGCCGUGUGGAAUUUAAUCAGGCGCGAGUUCAGACCCAUUUCAUUCACACGCUCACCCGCCUGCAGCUGGAGCAGGGGGCCGAGAGCCUUGGGGAGCUGGAGGCCCCGGCCCAGGGUGCCGCAUUCAGCCCCAGCGAGCAGGUCCUGGCCCCCACGUUCCCCCUGGCCAAGCCCCCCGUGAGCAGCGAGCUGGGAGACAACAGCUGCAGCAGCGACAUGACCGAUUCGUCCACAGCAUCAAGCAGCAGCGAGGCACCCAGUGGCUCUGCCCACCCGGCCCUGCCCGGCCCCGGCUUCCAGCCCGGAGUGGACGAUGACAGCCUGGCUCGGAUCCUGAGCUUCAGUGACUCUGACCUGGGUGGAGAGGGGGAGGAGGAGGAGGAAGGGGGUGUGGGCAGCCUGGACAACCUCAGCUGCUUCCACCCAGCUGAUAUCUUUGGUACCGGUGACCCCACUGGCCUGGCCAGCUGGACCCACAGCUAUUCCAGCUCCAGCCUCGCGUCAGGCAUCCUGGAUGAAAACGCCAACCUGGAUGCCAGCUGCCUCCUCAAUAGUGGCCUUGAAAGCUUGGGGGAAGGCAGCCUCCCCGGCCCCCCGGUGCCAGCCAUCACGGAUGCCGGCCAGAGCAGCUCAGUGGACCUGAGCUUGUCCUCCUGUGACUCCUUCAAGCUGCUCCAGGCCCUGCCAGACUACAGUCUGGGGCCCCACUACACCUCCCAAAAGGUGUCUGAUAGCCUGGACAACCUCGAGGCAGCCCACUUCGCCCUGCCUGCCUUUUCUCCCCCUGGGGACGCCAGCACGUGCUUCCUGGAGUCCAUCAUGGGCUUGUCUGAGCCAGCCGCCGAGGCCCUGGCUCCCUUCAUGGACGGCCAGUUGUUUGAGGACACUGCCCCAGCAUCGCUGGUGGAGCCUGUGUCUGUGUGAGGGUUAGGGUGCCUUUUCCCGGCCCCAAGAGCCCUGUUGCUGCUUCGUUGUAAUUGGGGGCUCCCUGAGGUCUGCCUGUAUGUAACGGUCUCCCAUUGGCUGGCUCCCAUGUGGGCACUCCUAAUUUUCAUGCAACACUCUGGAUUUAUUUAUUUAUUUUUGUAACCUUCUGUGCUGAAGCGGGACGGGGGGGGGCACUUCCCCUUUCAGCCGCCUGGUCCCCCAUAUGCCCACACCCUCUCUUCCACUUCCAUGGCCGUGCCAGGAGCAGGAAGAAAUGUGGCUCCCCUGGAGCUUUGCAGACUCCUUUUCGGUCUUGUAUGAUGUUCCUAAGCCCAAAGACAGCCACACAGGGCUGAAAUCAGCCACUUCUUAAGGCUUCUUCUGCCACCCUGAGCCCUAGACUCAUGGGUGGCUGAAUCCUCUGGACUGUGAAGACUAUAAUUUAUUUCCAUAAUUUAUUUGGAGACUAGGUGGCUGGCAGGCAAUGCUAGGGUUGGGGUGGGGCACAGACCCCUGCGAGUCCCUUUGCCUUUUAGUCCUGCAGCCCUGCCCUUGCCGGGGCUUUGCUGUAGACCAGGCAUGGAUUUGAGCCCUCUGUCUAAUGUGGCAGCUGCCCUGCUCCGGCUGGCUGAGCAAGCCGGAGCUGGCCUGGGACAGCAUCUGGGCAGGGGGAGGGGCUGGGCUGACCAACCGUGACCAAAACCCUCUUCUGCCCCACGCAGCCCCCUCUCCUUCCUGUCCUCUGCCCCAUCUUCCCCCUCCCCAAAGGCUGCAGCUUUUAUUCCAAGCCCAUCAAUGUAGGAGGGGGAAGCAGGAGGCCCAGAGAGGGCAAGGGGCUGCCCCAGGGCCUGUAGCACGCCCCUGACCACUCAGGGCUUUCCAGGCACGCACUCCAGCCUGGUCCACCUGCCUGUACCCUAAGGCCAGUUGGCCAGGGGCGAGGGGUGGCUCCUUAUGGCUUUCAUGCCCUUUGUUUGCAGAUGUUGAAUUUCGCAUCAUAGUUUCUAUAUUGUCCCUGAGUAUUAGAAUUGUAAUUUAUUCAUUUUUCUGUGUCUGUGCCAAGAAGCCCAGGCUCUGGGCCUGCCCUCUUGCCUAGGAGGCCUUGCCAGCCUGCGAGCUUGUGGGAACACCUUGUACCUGAGCUUACAGGUACCAAUAAAGAGGCUCUAUUUUUCA
Globicephala melas (long-finned pilot whale) is the source of this 4564-nucleotide messenger RNA. RefSeq names its product cysteine and serine rich nuclear protein 1 (gene CSRNP1). The record is from RefSeq and is a predicted model, not a curated record. Gene Ontology annotation, biological process: regulation of transcription by RNA polymerase II. Lineage: Eukaryota; Metazoa; Chordata; Mammalia; Artiodactyla; Delphinidae. Gene Ontology annotation, molecular function: sequence-specific DNA binding; DNA-binding transcription factor activity, RNA polymerase II-specific. Gene Ontology annotation, cellular component: nucleus.